CCGCGUCCGCGCCAGACCAGUCACUGCCCCGCCUUGGUGGAGAGUGAGCGGCCAGUCCAGUUCCGAGUGGCGUUGUGUGGCGUCAGGCGUUUGCCGUCGAGUGAAGUGAGCCAAGCGUCGCGGCGCGUCGUUGCAAGACGCCGAGGAGUCCGGCGGCUGGAGUUUCGGAGGAUACCUAGACAUCGUCGUAAGAUGCUGCCGCUGCUGCUGCUGCUGGGCGCGGGGGCGCUGGUGGCCGGCCAGGACGACCAGUACUGCCUGGCGAGGGACCAGUACCCCUACCUGUACUUCGGCCCCAAGACGGCGUACGAGCGCGUGUACGACCACAAGGACUCGCCGCAGAACGUGCCGUACUGCCGCCCCCUCACGCUAUGGUUCAUGGGCCGGCCUGGGACGCGCGCCCCCGACCAGGAGACCAUCCGCAAGAUGCAGAGCCUGACGGGGCUCAAGGCCCGCAUCCUGCGCAACCACGAGGGCCACGGGGGCCGGCUGUGCCCGGAGGACCUGGCGGCGCUGUCGCGCUGGCACCUCAACGUCACCGAGGACAAGGCGCUGUGGCUGACGGGGCAGGGCCAGGCCGACCUGUCCUUCCUGGCGCGGAGGCUCAAGCGGCGGCUCCCGGAGCUGCUCAACAACACCUACCCCGCGAACCGCUUCAAGUUCCGGCACACGUCGUCGCAGCGCACCCAGGAGAGCGCCGAGGCGUUCGCGUCGGGGCUCUUCGACCGCAACCGCAACGAGGUGGAAAUCUCGCCGCCCAUGCACAACGACCCCGUGCUGCAGUUCGACGAGAUGUGCCCGUCGUGGACGGCCAACGGGGCGCGCGCCAUGGCCGAGGCCGAGCUGUUCGAGAAGGGCCCCGAGAUGGAGCAGACCAUCACCCGGGUGUCGCGCCGCCUGGGCUUCAACUACAACCUUAGCAUGGACAACAUCGAUCUGAUGUGGGAGAUGUGCCGCUACGACAAGGCCUGGAAGUACGUCUCGCUCUCGCCCUGGUGCGCCGCCUUCACGGAGGAUGACCUCAAGGUGAUGGAGUACCGAGCGGACCUGCAGUACUACUACCGGUACUCGUACGGCGACCAGCUCAACGUGGACCUGGGCUGCCCGCCCGUCAAGGACAUGCUGGAUCACUUCAGCCGCAUGGAGAUGGCGACCGACGAGGCCUACGAGAACAUCCCGCCGCCCGUGGGCGUCUUCUACUUCACGCACGACGCCGUGCUGCACAUGAUGCUGGCCGCCCUGGGCGUGGAGCGCGACGCCAUCCCCCUCAUGGCCAACAACAUGGACCAGCAGACCAAGCGGCUGUUCCGGACAUCCUACAUCGGCAGCUUCGCCGCCAACCUGGCCGCCGUCUUCUACCACUGCGACCAGGGCGAGAAGCACCGCGUUAUGUUCUACCUCCGCGAGCGCAUCGUGGACAUGGAGGGCUGCCAGGUGGGGCUGUGCUCCUGGUCGCACCUGCGCACGCGCCUACGGAAGGCGCAGGUCUGCAGCCUCAAGUUCUGCAACGCCAACGCCGCCACCGCCGUCGCGCCCUCGCGGACGGCCCUGCUCGCCGCCCUGGGGGUGGCCGUCGUGGCCGCCCUCGCGAGCCUCUAGCCGCGGACGGGGACCGGAGUGACGUCAGCCUGCGUCAGCCUGCGAGAGGGACCGACGGCAAAGCUUAAGACGACUAGAGUUUUUUUUUCUUUUUUUCAAGUUCAAUUACUUUAUGAUUUACGAACGUUUUAAGAAUUUAUUGUUGUAAGUUAUUUAGAGGGGGAAAUAAUUACAAUUCGCGACUGAAAAGGAGCUUGCGGAAACUGCUAGCUUUGCGAGCGAAGGCCCGGCGUCAAUGGUUUUUGUGAUAGUGGAAUCGGCUCGGCCGCCAAGGCCACUCACUAGGGUAAUUCUGUCUUGUUAGGCUUUUGUGCGACUGUGUGUGUGCGUGUGUGUGGAAUUCAAUGUGUCUGCAUGUCCGUGAGUGUGUGUGUGUGCGUGCUUGUGUAUGUUUAGAAAUUAUUGUGAUGAAAUAGGGUUUUCUCCAGUUUGUCAGCAUUAAUCCGUUGCAAUGACCACGGAGGUAAUGCGAAUCCGUCCCACAGACCAUCGACACCCGCCCCGCCUCACGAGUUCGAGUCAAAUUCUCGUUUUUUUUUUUCAUUCCAUGUGCCUUGCAAGGCACAAGAAUAUUUUUUCAAACAUUGUUUUCGCCUUUCUUUUCUGUGUGGGUUGGGUGAAGCUUUUGGCUGUAAUAUAUGUAAGGGGACCUGUCGAUUCUGCAGUGUAGUUUUAAUUCUUGUUAGCUAGUCAAUUCGUCGAUUCGAGGACGUGGUGGGCAGUGUUUGCUCACUCAUCAAUUUACAUGUAGUCUAAGUAUUAGUCAUCGAAGCUUUUGAUGUGAACGAUAAAGCGUUUGAAUUAUUUUAGGGGGUUUUGCACGAGUCUGCUUUGAAGGCCUAAGGGGUGGUGAGACCUCCGGGGGACGGGGAAACGAAACCCCUGCGACAUUUGGUUCGGAGACAGUUCCGAGUACCGGGACGAUCCCAACUGAGAAACCUCGCGGGGUUUUUGUGCCUCACUCUCCUGAACUAUUUAAUGGGAUUCUCUCAUUGGGAAUGUGCCAUGCACUUUUUCUGUGUCAUUUUCGCACACGAUCGGGAGUGUUUUUGAUGUAUUUCGAAUUUUAGUUUUGAUAAUUUGUGUUUAAUAUUUAUUGAGAGGAUUAAUUUGAUACGACCAUUUACUUACAGCCGUUGUUCCUGUAGAGCUAGAUGCAAGUGACACUCUCUAGGAAGAGUUUUAUCGAGUAAAUUUUAUUUUUGAUCCACCUUGUUUUUGUUUGUGUAUGUGAUUUGAAUCUCAUUUUCCGCGGCAGCAAUAAUAUUAAACUGGUGAUAAACAAAUGUGACUGUUUACUGUACUUUAAGUGUUAUAACGCUGGAGGAACUUUGGUGGCAUCACCGCUUCAAAUGCAACAAUAAAGCCAUGGGAAUAUUUGUAAAAGAAAACCAAAGCAAUAA
This is a messenger RNA of Thrips palmi, 3002 nucleotides long. Its product is annotated as multiple inositol polyphosphate phosphatase 1-like. Bases 193 to 1599 code for a protein of 468 amino acids. Lineage: Eukaryota; Metazoa; Arthropoda; Insecta; Thysanoptera; Thripidae. The record is from RefSeq and is a predicted model, not a curated record. The transcript has 9 exons. Gene Ontology annotation, molecular function: inositol phosphate phosphatase activity; acid phosphatase activity.